Molecule: messenger RNA, 2791 nt
Organism: Sinocyclocheilus grahami
Lineage: Eukaryota; Metazoa; Chordata; Actinopteri; Cypriniformes; Cyprinidae
Product: insulin receptor substrate 1-A-like
Exons: 2
Coding region: 1-1920 (639 amino acids)
Biological process (GO): insulin receptor signaling pathway
Cellular component (GO): cytosol; plasma membrane
Molecular function (GO): phosphatidylinositol 3-kinase binding; insulin receptor binding
Source: RefSeq, a predicted model, not a curated record
AUGAAUACAGAGAGGUACAGCAGUGGCAGACUUUCAUUGGGCAUUUGCAGUUUUCACCGGAAGCGAACGCAUUCUUCUGGUGCAUCGCCGCCAACUCCGUGCCAUCAAAAAACUCCCUCACAAUCGUCCGCUACUUCGCUGGAGGAAUAUACUGUAAUGAUGCCCACAUACCCAAGAAGCCGCUCUGCAUCGUCAUCAUCGUCAACAUACAGGCACUCCUUCAUGCCAACACAUUCAUACCCAGAGGAAGGUAUAGACACUUCACAAGCUAAAGACCACAGUAGACCAGAUCACAAAGAUGAUGGUUACAUGCCCAUGCUGCCAGGAGUUGCGCCUGCGACCCCAACGGCAAAAAGCGGUGACUACAUGCCCAUGAGUCCAAAAAGUGUGUCUGCACCACAGCAAAUUAUCAACCCCCGGCAACACUCGCAUGUUGACUCCAAUGGUUACAUGAUGAUGUCACCAAGUGGCAGCUGUUCUCCAGAUGGCACAACAAACUAUGGCAAGAUCUGGACUAAUGGCGUCAACCCUAAGCUCUCUGUAGAGAGCAUGGAAGGUAAAGUGUCAUCUUGUGGAGACUACAUAAACAUGUCCUCGGCUAGUGGUUCAACGACCAGCACGCCUCCAGACUGCUUUUUCAACCUUGCAGAAGAUCCUCCCAGGCCGAUGUAUGCUUACUUCUCUUUGCCCCGCUCCUUCAAACACGCCAACAGGAAGCAGGACCAGAGCCCUCUUCGGAUAUCACUAGGCUCGAGUCGAUUGGCGUACGCCGACUCUUCCUCUUCUUCAGCGAGCAGCGACAGCUUGGGUGGUCAAGGCAACUCGCAGCAGUCUGCUGUCAAACCCAAAAGGUCAGAGGGCAACGGGAGGCUGAUACGUCCAACACGUCUGUCACUGGACACUAGCAAAGCAAGUACUCUUCCACGAACACGUGAGAGUCCCUUCCCCACAGAGCCCAAAAGUCCUGGCGAGUAUGUCAACAUUGAAUUCAAUGACAAGGCGUUUUCUGCGAGCUUGGCGUCACUGUUCCCACCUGUGUUUUCCGGAAGUGAUGCUGAGGCCCCAUCAGACCUUUCAUCAUCUGAGUACAUGAACAUGCAGUUGGGGUCGAGGCCAGCUGAGCAUUUGUCCCCAGAAAUGCAGAUUUCCACUUCCUGUUCAGACUAUGCCAAAAUGACUCCAUCAAAAUCUGUAUCCUCCCCUCCACUUCCCUGUGAGAGCAUAUGUGACCGUGACUACAUCAGCAUGCAGUUAUCAUCCUGCACUAGCUUUCCAGAUACUCAAAUGAUGCUGAUGACUGAGGCCUUGCCGGAUGCAGAUGAUGCCCCUCCUUGUUCUGUAUCACCCAAUCAUGAUGUGAUGGCAUUAAGCGGUGCUCCAGGAAGACCGGCUCUGAUCGGCCCUUUGUCAGGUCUUAGUGCAUUCACACGAGUAAACUCCACUUCUGGGCGGAACCAAGGGGCUAAAGUAAUCCGGGCUGACCCACAGGGUCGACGACGACACAGUUCAGAAACUUUUGCUUCCACUACAACCAGAGGGUCAGUUGACACGUCGACCACCUGUCAGUCAGGGGAAGUAAAGCGCCACAGCUCCGCCUCUUUCGAGAAUGUAUGGUUAAGACCCGGUGAGGCCUCUGCUGCUUCGGCCGCUCCACCUGCAUCUACAUUAAUCAACGGACGAAGGGAAAACACUUCAGGCCCAAUUCCCACAUUAACAAACCAUGACCAGAACAGCCUGAAUUACAUCGAUCUGGAUCUGGUGCAGAAUGGAGAGCAGCAUGUUCCAGACUGGAAUGCGUUCCAAUCUCGGCCAGUGGAGCUGGGAGCUGUCGAAGGUAUAGAAGAGCUCAGAGCCUACGCCAGUAUAAACUUCCAGAAAUCAGAUGAGACCAGAGGGAAUCUCACAAGCAGAGAAGAAUGAAGAGUAGAAAGCCGCCGUUUCUUCAGCAUCAAGACUCAAAAUCUCUCCCCGUUCACCACAAGCCGGACCUCAGAAAACUGGACCUCAAUAAACUCACUAACCUCAUUUUCCAGAACCACAUUAUCACCCAGACGCUACCAAAACCAUAUGGACAAAACAGACCUCAUAACAUCACGUAUCCGGACCUCACAAUUGCUGGAUUCCACUAACCAUAUAUCUCUCACAACCGGACUUUCACUGUGCGCACCUCUUCAGACAUUACUGUCCAACUGUUACAGACUCGGUACAAAUGGAUUUCUACCAUCAAAUGUGGUAAAACAGCACCUUUUGAGGCAAUGGUACUGCAGUAGUAGUUGUAGUUUCUCAAGCAAUGUUACAUUAAUAAUAUUUAUGUAAAUGAUGGUACCUAACUAGUACCAGACGUACAACAAAUUGUUUGGUACAGGGGUGCUUUACGAAGCAGCCAUAUUGUGUUGGGUUUGUGCGACAGUCCCCAACAGUGUUGAUUUUACCCAUUUCCUUCAGUACUGCCAGAUAUUUCCAUUACAUAUGGGAUUACACGUUGUUAUACAGAUCUCAAUUAGACACUUUUAUACACCCAGUACGAACAACCUCAAACACCCCGACCUCACCUCAGGAUUUUACGAAAGAGUUUACACACACACUGUGUUUCAGCACUGUGAGCCAUGACUGACCUCAUGCUGCCAAACACACACUGUGAUGUCUGUCAAACCCGUGUUUCAUUUCAUACUUGGUCACAUUACAGCCCGUGCAAUUGUAAUAAUAAGCAUGAAUCUCAUGGCGUUUAUAUUGGCCUCCAAACAGAACUACACCCCCAUUUUUUUUUGUUAGCAUGAAAAUCAAGAAACAA